CUGUGUCGUGUAGUGCGCGCGCCAUGAGCCACGGCGACGACAAACCGCGGCCCGAGUCGGGGUCGCCGCGCAGGGUGCGCCUGGACCUCGCCUUCCACGACCUCUCCUACUGCGUCAAGGUCGGCCUACGCAGGGAGAGCCGCGCGCUGCUCAAGGAAGUGAGCGGUCUGUGCCGGAGCGGGCAGCUGACUGCCAUCAUGGGCCCAUCCGGUGCGGGCAAGACCACCCUCAUGAACGUGCUCGCCGGCUACACGAGGAGGGGUGUAACUGGUGACUUACUUGUAAAUGGGCUGCAACGAGACCCACGUGAAUUCCAAAGUAUGUCCUGUUACAUCAUGCAAGAUGACAAAUUGCAGCCACACUUGUCAGUAAGUGAGGCCAUGACCUUUGCUGCUAAUCUGAAAAUUCCUGAUCAUCAUCGUAAACAUGAUAAGAUUCAAAAAACGCUGCAGUCACUGGGACUUGAAGAAUCACGCAAGACGCGAAUAGGCAAGCUAUCAGGUGGACAACGAAAAAGAUUGGCCAUAGCACUGGAACUCAUCAACAAUCCUCCUGUAAUGUUCUUUGAUGAGCCAACUAGUGGGCUGGACAGUUCUGCUACUAAACAGUGUGUCAUGCAACUAAAACUUUUGGCAGAAGAGGGAAGAACUAUUGUAUGCACCAUUCACCAACCAAGUGCAUUAAUAUUUGAAAUGUUUGACCAUUUGUGCAUCAUUGCAUCUGGCUGUUGUGUGUAUCAGGGCUGCACCAGUGAGAUGCUGACAUUUCUCAGCAAUCAAGGACUUAACUGCCCUCCAUACCACAAUCCUGCAGACUAUGUUUUAGAAGUCUGUACUGGAGAUUAUGGCGAAGGACAUGUUGAAAAACUUGUGCAAGCAAUAGAAAAUGGAAAAUGUGAACGAUGGCACAGAAGAAUUGGCAGCUGUUCGUCAAAAUAUGCAGAGUCAAUUGCAAAUGGUUCUAUAACUUCAGAAUACUCUCAUGGGACACCAGAAAUAGGUCCAUUGGUGGACACAACUAAGAAACCCAGACCUAAACUGUAUGCUGCAUCUUUCCCUGCACAAUUUCUCCAUCUCAUAAGAAGAACAUUCCUCAUUCACUUUCGUGACAGUAGUCUUACACGGAUGAGGCUGAUGUUGCACAUUGUAAUUGGUUUUCUCAUUGGAACUUUGUUCUUUGGAAUUGGAAAUGAUGCUGGACAUACACUAAAUAAUUUCAGCUUUUUGUAUUUCUGCCUUAUGUUCAUCCAGUUUACAGCUUUCUCGACCAUGAGUUUAACAUUUCCUUUGGAGCUACCUGUUGUUGCCAGAGAACAUUUCAAUCGUUGGUACUCUUUAGGUUCAUACUAUGCAGCUGUCACUUUAGCAGACAUUCCAACACAGAUCAUGUGCACAUUUGCAUAUGUCAUAGUGGCCUACUUCAUGACUUCACAGCCCUAUGAGUUUCACAGAUUCACUUUAUUCCUCAUAAUGUGCAUUCUUGUUGGUCUAGUAUCCCAAAGUAUUGGCCUCAUAUUUGGAAUUUCUAUGACAGUUCAGAAUAGCAUGGUAUUUGGCCCUCUUGCAAUCUGCCCAUCUCUCAUUUUCUCAGGAUUUUUUGUGUACAUGAAAGAUGCCCCAUCAUAUUUUGAUUGGCUCUUCCAUAUGAGUUACAUGAAGUACAGUCUAGAGGGACUUAUGCUUGCUAUGUAUGGCUAUGAUCGUCCUCGUCUGAAGUGCUACAGUGACUAUUGUCAUUAUUCACAACCAAAGAGAUUCCUCCAAGAAGUGGACAUGGAUGGUGGGAGCUACUGGGUGGAUGCAGUAUUCCUCAUAUCACUAUUCUUCUUUCUCCGACUGAUUGGAUAUUGUGCAUUGUUGCUUGAAGUUUACUGCCGUAGGACGUUUUCCAGGUAGCACUUGCAGUGCCUCUGAAUGGCAGAGGAAUGUCUAAAAUGAAGUUAUAUAUACAAUUGAAAAUCGAAGAGCUCACUGUGAAUGUUUCAGACAUGAAGUGAAAACUCUUAACAAAAUGUGUGACAGUGUUUACAGUGUCAUUUAUUUAAAUAUUCUGUGAUGUUCAAUGUGUCUUAAAUGUAUAUACAUGUAUUUUUAUGCUGAUUUUGUCACAAUACUGCAGAAGCCACAGACACUUUUAAAACUGUGCAACUAUGGCUUCUGUUGUGCCAUAUUAUUUAAUAGAUGACCUUAUGCAAUCCAAAACUGAGAGCCAUGCAGCGAACUUUUGUAUAUGCUUACAGAUCAAUACAUUAGAAAACAUGUAACAACUUGCCAUACUGUCAACAUAAAUUACAGAUUGUAAAUGUCAGCUAUGUGAAUAACAAAGAAAAGGAUGAUAGUUGUGUUCAGAUAAUUUAUUAAUGUGUGAAUGUAAUGAGCAGUAUAAAAUUUGAUGCAUGUGAUUUCAACCUAUUGUAUCAGAAACAACUAAAGAGAAUUCAUAUUAUCAACAUAGUACAAAGAAACCAUUUUAAAGCAUAAAACGUUUUUGGAAUAUAGAUGAUAUUACUAUGAACGAUUGCUGCUGCUACAAAUGUAAAUAUCUGCCUAGAAUCGUACUACAUGGUUAUUGACAUAUGCACUACAAAAAAGAAUGUAUACUUUAAAAUUAUGGUGGAUAUGAUAAUUGUACUGAACUACACAUUCCUGUGCACAUAAAUUUGUUUGUUAGAAUCAAUUGGUGCCUUUGUUCAUAUUUGGAGAUGAAUGAACAAAUGCCACGUGACCAAGUAUUGCUAUUAGUACAACAAUAGCUUUUGUAUUUUUGUACACUGCUGCUUAACUGAAGAUUCUUUUUUGAACUGGGAAAAUAUCUAUCAUAGCAAAAUACCUGGUAACUGAUUAGAAUCUAUUUUUAGAUAUUUCUGUUGUAUUUGUUCUCAAAAUUACAGUAUACUUUUGCCAUGAAAUCAGCAAAAAUAAUAUUUGUAGGAAACAGAACCAAAGAACUGUAGUUAAUGGAAUUACAUAAGUAUGAAUUCUGUUGAAGAUAUUUGAUAUAACUGUUUGCAUUGAAACUAUCAAUCAGGGAGAUGCUGUCAGUGGUACAUCUAGCUGAUGCUGUGUUUUGUAUCUUCAUAAACAAAAUUUCAUUCUCUGUUAGUUAAAGGGAAAGAGGAAAUUAAAAUAACACGAAGGAAACAGAAAUGUGAUGGGGCAAACAUACUUCAUUCUGGCAACAGCACAGGCAUGCAAUGAAACAGUAUGCGUGCUGCACUACUAAACAUUUUUGCUCUUCCAACAUCCACUAAAUUCCAAAUGCAAAAGCUCAGUAUCUUGUGUUACUUACUCAUCAACUGAAAGUAGUGCUGUUAGAGAGAUUGAAUAUGUCAGAUCUCCAUGGCAGAAAUCAGGAAUAAAGAGAGUAAAACGUAGAUGUUCAAGAUACAAAGAUGUCUUAUGACAUAUGUACAAUAAUUUGAACCAAAAAGCAAUUAACUUCUGCUUCGCUCCAUAUUUUUUACAGUAAACUCUGAGUAAUUUUCUCCUCUGCUUCUGAAAAACAUUCUUGUAUUUCCUCUGAAACACUUUGUUAUCCUUCCUGGACAAUAGUUUAAGUUUCAUUUCACUUUUGCCUGUGGCUUCAAGAUUUGUCAUAAUGACCUUUCAUAGAGGUACGUAUACCUUUUACAUACCGUACCUCUGUUUGACUGAAAUUCAUUUCUGACAGUUGUUUCCUGAAUGGAAGUAGUGGUGUAUGUUCCUAAUUGAUAAACAUUUCAAGCAUUUCUGUCUCUGACCAGCUAGUACUACUAGUUUCAACUGUCAUUUGCAGUGUAAACUUUUGCUUUGCAUCUUAAAUGUUUACUUUUUCUUGCACUCUCUUCCUCUUUGCAGGUAUUCUUCUCACUUCAUUCCUUUCUUUUGGAAUUGGAAAAAUAUUUGUUCUGAACUUUCAAGAUACAGUGUAAUAUCGAACUGUGAUUUUUUUCAUUGUCAAGAGUGUCUGCUU
Molecule: messenger RNA, 3951 nt
Organism: Schistocerca piceifrons (Central American locust)
Lineage: Eukaryota; Metazoa; Arthropoda; Insecta; Orthoptera; Acrididae
Product: ATP-binding cassette sub-family G member 1-like
Exons: 11
Coding region: 24-1895 (623 amino acids)
Cellular component (GO): plasma membrane
Molecular function (GO): ABC-type transporter activity; ATP binding; ATP hydrolysis activity
Source: RefSeq, a predicted model, not a curated record